AUGAUCCAACAGGGACUGCAACGGCCAGUGCCAAGGGGCGAAGCUUUGUGGUGGGGGCCGAUCCGCCGUUGUUUCAGAAGCUCCUUUCCUUCAGGGGAGUCUGGCCCGAGGAAUUCUGCUGCAUCCUUCACAAAUGAAGUGAUUUCCCCGUGGAGACGUGUUCCCUCAAUAUUCUUCCUCAAUGUUCAUGGCAUCCAAUCGAGUCUCUUGCAGCAUUGGGACGUGUUCGUGGCCAUCUACGUAGCGACUAGAGCGUCGAACCCCUCCCAAUCGGUAGAGAGAUCAGCAUCUGGCCGGGAAUAA
Molecule: messenger RNA, 303 nt
Organism: Aspergillus luchuensis
Lineage: Eukaryota; Fungi; Ascomycota; Eurotiomycetes; Eurotiales; Aspergillaceae
Exons: 1
Coding region: 1-303 (100 amino acids)
Source: RefSeq, a predicted model, not a curated record